CGUUUGUGUUUUUGAAGUGCGAUUUGCAUUGCCAAGCGUUGCAUAGCCUGAUUUGAGACUUGUUACACUAAUCGUACAAUUCUAUACAUCAUGGGGAAGAAAGCCAACAAGAAGAAAGCCACGGCCGAACAGGCUGCAGCGAGCACGGAGAUACCAGCACAGGACGCCGAGAAAGAUAGUCCUGUGUCAAACAAUACUCCAAUAUCCGAGGAGACAUUGGGAGAACCGGGUCCGAUCAUUGAGGAGAUUGUUGACGCGCCGAUAUCUCAGCCCCAGUCUACAGAUGUCGCUCCCACGUCUUCGUUGGAAUCAUCCAUACCCACCUCGGUCGAUCAGCCGGAGGUUCACGAAGGACAAAAGCUCGAUGCAGAUGUAUCAGAUACAUCUGUAAAUGGACCUCCGCUGAACCCUUCAAGCACGAUCAUUCCGAAAUCUGUCACUGUAGAGGAAGAGAAAGAAGAGCCUUCGACGAGCGCAAAAGAGCCGGCCGCAGACUUCGAACCACAAGUGACGCAGGCUUCAGUGUCGGCUAUGCAGCCUCCCCAAGUAACAUCGCCGGUACCACAGACUCAGCCACAGCAAGUUCCAGUAUCGCAGUCAAAGUCACAGUCAGUGCCGACACCAGCUUCAGCAUCAACUCCAGCGCCAGCAUCGGAGCAGCAGAUAGCUCCGGUGUCAGUAUCCCCAGCGGAACCAGUAGGCCCGCAAGUCACUGCAACACGUAGACCCUCAAGCACGGACUCGUUUAAACGACGAUCGGAAAUCAACGCUGGUACUGCUUGGAAAGCUCUAGGGACUCGUUCGCAUGCUCAAGAUGAGACAAGUUCAACCAAGUCAUACCGUAGCUCUUCCACUACCACGGAAGCAGAAGUUCUAGCAGAUACACGCGAGAGAGAACACUUACGUACCAGUCGUUUACAGGAUUCUAUCCAGAAUCCUCCUCCUCCCCCUGCACCUUCAGUCCCUCCAUCUCCUAUGGCACGUUUCGCUCAGCCGUUCCCUGAUGUAAGACCAGCUCCACGGAUCCCGGAUCACUCACAUCGUUACUAUCCAGAAACUGUUGGGCAGCACAAUCCACCUCCUUCAUAUUACAACCAACGACAUUAUGGGCAUCCUGUCCAAGGAGGUCAGCCAACGCCUCCCUAUCACUCCGGACACUCUUACUCGCCCAUGGAGGGCUCUUAUCGUGACACCAUGGGUCCUCGCGGGAAUGUACACGAGGACUUCUUGCACAGGCCCCCUCCAGUCCCGGGGCAGCUGCUGCUUGAAGGAGGCGAUGAAGCAAACAAGAUUAUUGGCCAGCUGUCCUCCACUAUCCCUGAGAUUCAGCGUCUCAUGGCUCGCUACCACGAAACACAGGGCAAGCUCGGAGAGCGGGAGGAACGCAUUCGCGAGGCCGAGGCCAAGCAGGAAGAAAUUUUGAGACAACAGGAUGAGAAACUCAGAGACCAGUAUGAGUACAUAUACUCCUUACGAAGGGACUUGGACUCGGCUCGAACGCUACAUGCCGCAGACAGUGAUAAAUUCCGGCACGAGCUUGGCAACUUCCAAGACCAGCAGAGAGGGCUGCAGGAUCGCAUCAGGGAGGCGGAAGUCAAGAGCAAGGACCUUGAAGGACUUAAAGCCCAGUCAGAGGCUCAGAUCGCUGCGCUCGAGAAGGAGAAAGCAUCGUUGGACAAGGCUAUACCUGAGGAACGCGAGCGACUGAUGAAGGAGUUUGACGAGUGGAAGAUUAAGGCCAAGGAAGAAGCCGACGCGCAGCAUAUGGCAAUCGCCUCAGCGCUGCUUGACAAGGAGAAAGACCAUGAAGCGGAGCUCGCGAAGAAGAUGGACGAAAUGAAGCAAAUCCAUGACAGCAACACCCAACAGCUGGAAGAGCAGUUUGCAAAGACGAAGACUGAGCUAGAAUCACAAGUCACUCUACUCCGCGGCGAGCUCGACGACUCGAUCAAAAGGGCGAACGAGCUGGCCGCUGAUCAUGAGACGCUGAAGCAGACAGCAGCUGAUCACCAAACGAAAGUUGAAGACUGGGAAGUGGAACGAACGAAGAUGAGAGAUGAGUGGGAAGGGGAGCAUACACAAGCCAAGAACGGCUGGGACACGGAGCGGCAGCAGCUACAGCAGCAGAAUGAAGAGCUGACGAAGAAUCUCGCAACUGCACAGCAGGGUUGGGAUCAAGAUAAGCUCAAGUUGGAGGCCCUAGUCUCAGAGCUUCGCCUGGUUUCAGAGACUCUUGGGUCGGAGAAAGAGCGGCUGUCAAAACUUCUAUCAGCGUCUGUGACUACUGAUCUCAAGAGCAAGGGGGAUGCGUACUACAAAGAUGCCCUAGAGACACUCUGUCGUCACACCUUGCAACUCGCCAACGAACACUUUGACACUUGCCCACCAAAUCUUUCUGCAGAGACCACUUCAACGAUCCCCUCGGAGCUCCCACCCUUUCUCGCCAACACACCCCCUGCCAAGCACGUUCGCACAGCAUACAUAGCCCACCUGAUCUCCACAAUCCUCACCCGCCGCAUAUUUUCCCCCUUCCUUUUCAGCCUACCCCGGUCCGACACCGCCACCGACACCCUGCUCGCAUCCAUGAGCUCCCAUCUCCAGCUCAAAAGCACAAAGAAAGAGGCCAUCUGGCGCCAGCACACCCUGACAGCCGCAUUCCAGUGCGACGGUGCAAAGGCACAGAUCAACAGCGUCGCAGGCUCGGUCGUGGAAGACAUCACCGCCGCACUCAAGCCGUUCGCGCUGCCUGCAGCACGGAGCGACGUCAAUGCCGCCGUGCGACGGAUCGUCAAGCUAGCGGCAGAGACGUGGCGAUUGGCGCGACUGGAGCGCGACUGUAUCACUGCAUCCAUGGGUGACGCGCCUCCUGGCGCCGCUCUAUGGCUGCCGUACGACACGAGCACGGCUACUCUGGAGGGCGACGUGAGCCUCAGCCGCUGCGCGCCUGACAUGCCCGCGCAUGCGAAUGCAGACGCCAAAGUCGUGCUCCGCGUAUUCCCCAGCUUCCGGCGCGCGCCGACGCCGCGGGAGAUGAGGCUGACGGACGAGGAAGCGGAUGACAAGGGAUGUGUUUACAGCUGCGGGCUGGCGCUGUAUGAGGAUUCCGACGUUAUUGUGGAACGACGGGAGGAGCUUGGCCGGACGCUGGAUCUGGAGAGUAUCGUGCCGGAGAAGGCUGUGUCGGUGGCGUCGAGGGCGCCGUCUGUGGCCGCCGGUACGACGGCUGUGCUGGCGCCGAGGGAGAGCGUUGUUGGGUCGGGGAGUGGACGGGCGGAGAGCGCGGCAGGCUCGCAGACGGGGAGCGUGAAGCCAUAUUCUAGGAUUCUUGUGCCGCCGAGUGCGACGUCUGAGAAGGGUGGGUCGGUGAGCGGCUCGCCGGCGGGUUCGAGUGUUGGGUUACUGUCGGCUGCGAGAUCUGCGCUGGGGUCCAGCGUCAAGUCUGCCGGUUCUGGUCGAGCGGCGUCGGUGAAGUCGGGGGUUGCGAAGGCGGACGAGGAAAAGGCUGGUGCUGCAAAGCCAGAAGCACAGGGUGACAAGGUAAAAGGCUGAAGAACCGAAGGCUGAAGAAUCGAAGCCAGAGGAGCCAAAGGCUGAAGAAGCAAAGACUGAAGAGCCGAAGGCUGAAGAAGCAAAGCCAGAGGAGCCAAAACCUGAC
Pseudovirgaria hyperparasitica is the source of this 3655-nucleotide messenger RNA. RefSeq lists its product as uncharacterized. Lineage: Eukaryota; Fungi; Ascomycota; Dothideomycetes; Acrospermales; Acrospermaceae. The record is from RefSeq and is a predicted model, not a curated record. The transcript has 3 exons. Bases 91 to 3549 code for a protein of 1152 amino acids.